Messenger RNA from Balaenoptera musculus (blue whale), 2762 nucleotides. It is a transcript of the gene SBK3, whose product is annotated as SH3 domain binding kinase family member 3. The transcript has 4 exons. The record is from RefSeq and is a predicted model, not a curated record. Gene Ontology annotation, molecular function: ATP binding; protein serine/threonine kinase activity. Lineage: Eukaryota; Metazoa; Chordata; Mammalia; Artiodactyla; Balaenopteridae. Gene Ontology annotation, biological process: protein phosphorylation. The coding region runs from base 375 to 1463 and encodes 362 amino acids.
GGAGAGCAGGCCAGAGUGGGGGACAGAGUGCGGACAUCCUGAAAGACAGACAGACAGACAGCGGCCACAGUGGGAAGAGCGUGGGGACAGGAGUGAGGGGCCGGGGACCCACAGACAGGCGGGGAGACCCACCCCGAGACCCGGGGGCUAGAACAAGGGCAAGACAGAGACAGGGAGGUGUGGAGAGAGGGGACCAGACAGGCAGGGAAGUCUCUGGGCUCGGACGCAGAGGGGCACGGAGGCAGACCCUUCAGAUUAGCUCCAGGCCUCGGCUCUGCUCAGGGGUGCAGUGGAGCUCAGUGGGCGUGCUGCUUUUGGGGAGCCCAGACCAGGGGUGCUUGCCCGAGGGCCAGCUGACACCAGGUCACCCUGAGAUGGAGCGCAGGGACCCCGAGAACCAGGAGGAUGGGGACCCGGAGGAGGACACAGCCACGGCCCUCCAGAAGCUCGUGGAGCUGACGGCCACCAGGGUGACCCCAGUGAGGAAACUGCGUGUCCAGUAUCACCUCAUCCGAAAGCUUGGCUCUGGCUCCUACGGCCACGUGCUCCUUGCCCGGCCUCGCCAAGGGGCAGGUCCGGUUGUGGCUCUGAAGCUCCUACCUCGGGACUCGGUCCUGAGAACCACCUUCCUGAGAGAGUUCUGUGUGGGCCGCUGUGUCUCGUUACAUCCAGGCAUCAUCCAGACCCUGGCAGGACCCCUGGAGACCCCCCGACACUUCGCCUUCGCCCAGGAGUAUGCGCCCUGUGGGGAUCUCAGCGGGAUGCUGGAGGAACAGGGCCUCCCAGAGCUGCAGGUGAAGCGGGUGGUGGCCCAGCUAGCUGGAGCCCUGGACUUCCUCCAUGGCCGGGGGCUGGUCCAUGCGGACGUCAAGCCAGGAAACGUGCUGGUCUUCGACCCUGUCUGCAGCCGUGUGGCCCUGGGUGACCUGGGUCUGACCCGGCCUGAGGGCAGCCCAACCUCUGCCCCGCCGUGGCCACUGCCCUCUGCCCCACCCGAGCUCUGCCUCCUGCUGCCCCCUGAAACCCUGCCCCUGCGACCAGCAGUGGACUCCUGGGGGCUGGGGGUACUUCUCUUCUGUGCGGCCAUUGCCUGUUUCCCUUGGGACGUGGCGCUAGCCCCUGACCCUGAGUUCGAGGCCUUUGCUGGCUGGAUGAUCAACAGGCCCCAGCCACUUCAACCACCGCCCCCUUGGGACCAGUUUGCGCCCCCGGCUCUGGCACUGCUCCAGGGGCUUCUGGACCUGGAUCACGAGACUAGGAGACCCCCACUGGCUGUCCUGGACUUCCUGGGGGAUGAUUGGGGGUUAAAGAACAAAGAGAGACCUGGGUGCUUGGGGAGUAUGUGCAGUGAAGUUGGGGAGGAGGAGGAAGAGGGGGGAGCAAGCCUGGAAGAGUGGUCAGAGGAGGAGGAGAAUGACGACAAAGAUGGUGGGAGGACGGGGACAGAUGGCGGAGAGCCCUGACCAGGUGACUGGGAUGGGUGCCCAGAGCUUGGGCCAAAGGCCCCUCCCCCAGCCCCCAUGGCCACCUGGAUGGAAAGACAGCUGCUCCCGGGAGGACAGAGAGGGAACACAUUGCAUCUCUCCCAACCGAAGGCUGGACUUGGAUGAACAAUUCCCCUCCCGACUGAGGACCCGGGAGUCCGGAACCCCCGGUACCUCCUCCGUCAGACCCAGGAGUCCAGGGCCCCAGCCCCUCCUCCCUCAGACCCAGGGGUCCAGACCCCUCCUCCCUCAACGACCCUUCCUCUCCCUUCUGUCCUGAACGUGUCUUCUUGAAGGAAGGUGCUGUUUCCCCUGUAGAUGCAUUUCUGCACGGUGGGGACAUGUUGGGUGCUUAUGGACUUGUGAUGUGGUCACACCUCUCCUCUAAGACCUUAGGUGACCCCCGGUGGCCAUGGCACCAAAUCUGGGCUUUCCAGAUCCAACACCAUGGAAACCUCGACUUCCAUCUCUCCCACUUCCCUGGGCUCUGGGGGACAUUAAGGGAGGCACUCAUCCUUUCUGGACCUAAAUCAACACACAGACAGGCACACACACACCCUCUCUUGCCUGCAGACGUUUGGAAACCCUGUGUUCUCCCCCGAGAAUGCCUUCUUCCCAACUCCAGGCCUCCAGAAAGUAGACCCCGCCCCGGGGGCCUCUCCGGCUCCUCCGAAACUUGUAGCCCAGCGAUCUGCGCCCCCACCUUUUCCAUCUCCCCUCGCAGGCUGCCCAGGACGGACUUGGCCUUGUUCACCUGUACGUCCUUUCGGGUUCUGCUCUCACACGGCGAGCCUCCUGCGCCAGCUCCCUGAGCGCGCGAGCACCGCGGCGUGUUCUGGUCCCGUCCACGCCGAGGGCCACGGCUGGUUUGCAGGGAUCUUGUGUCCACCCGGGCCGGCCUGAUGCCACCCCCAUCCCAGCACACAGACCCCUGACUUGUGAAGCUUCCCGCCUGCAGGGCAGGGGCUGCGUGGAUCCGAGGCCGCAUCCCCCGCACCCAGCACGGUCAUGGGGACCUGCUUCUUUCUGGGGAAUCUGUCCUGCGUGCUUUCUAGAUUUAAAAACGUGAGUUCACUCCGUACAACGGGGUGUCCGGGAUUGGACCCUGGGACAGGUAAAGGUUGUGGGUGGACACGAGAAGCGUCUAGCCUUUGACUGAUGGCUACUGUCUUCAUUUGGACAAACGCACCGACGGCUGGGUGAGGGAUUCACCUGGCAGGGAGCUGGGUGAGGAGACAUGGGAGCUCAAAGCCGCUGUCCUGUACAUCUAAAAAUGAU